Strongylocentrotus purpuratus (purple sea urchin) is the source of this 1430-nucleotide messenger RNA. RefSeq names its product NADH-quinone oxidoreductase chain 1-like. Gene Ontology annotation, biological process: mitochondrial electron transport, NADH to ubiquinone. The record is from RefSeq and is a predicted model, not a curated record. NCBI's taxonomy places the organism in Eukaryota, Metazoa, Echinodermata, Echinoidea, Camarodonta, Strongylocentrotidae. The transcript is spliced from 6 exons. The coding region runs from base 800 to 1306 and encodes 168 amino acids.
AGUGGGGGAGUAUGGUCAAUUUGGUGAGUUGCACAAAACUGUACGAUACCUUUUUUUCGAUAUAUCCUAAAAGAUAGAUGAAUACAGAUCUAGAUCUAGAAUUAAAUGUUUUAACAAAUUAAAAAAUGAGACAUAUAAUCACGUGAUGUCGAGUAUUUUGGCGACAAUAGUUACAACUGUAAUUGCAAUUGAUUCAAAACAGAAGAAGAAGAACAAAAGAUCAAUUCUAUUUUGGGGGCUAAUUUUCACGAUUAGGUUUUGUCAGCUUGCGCCCAGACGUACGUACGUCACGUGUACGGACGUGUUUCAGACCUAGAUUCUACUUAGUUUACUUCAUUUUGUCAGCGAUCAUCUGCAGAAGGGGAGCUCUGUGGUUCGCUGGCUUCAGAUGUGAACGCAACCAGGCCACCAAACUCUUCAACUUCUCAGGCAAUGUGAACACUCCCUGUACCGUGGAGGAGUCCAAGUCUACUCCCCUCAAGUUCUUCAUUGAGAAGCACGCUGGUGGUGUAGAGGGGGGUUGGAAUGACCUCUUAACUGUCAACCCAGGGGGUUCAUCUACUUCUAUGAUCCCUAAAGAAUCAUCUGCAGAAGGGGAGCUCUGUGGUUCGCUGGCUUCAGAUGUGAACGCAACCAGGCCACCAAACUCUUCAACAACUCAGGCAAUGUGAACACUCCCUGUACCGUGGAGGAGUCCAAGUCUACUCCCCUCAAGUUCUUCAUUGAGAAGCACGCUGGUGGUGUAGAGGGGGGUUGGAAUGACCUCUUAACUGUCAACCCAGGGGGUUCAUCUACUUCUAUGAUCCCUAAAGAAUCAUCUGCAGAAGGGGAGCUCUGUGGUUUCGCUGGCUUCAGAUGUGAACGCAACCAGACCACCAAACUCUUCAACUUCUCAGGCAAUGUAAACACUCCCUGUACCGUGGAGGAGUCCAAGUCUACUCCCCUCAAGUUCUUCAUUGAGAAGCACGCUGGUGGUGUAGAGGGGGGUUGGAAUGACCUCUUAACUGUCAACCCAGGGGGUUCAUCUACUUCUAUGAUCCCUAAAGAAUCAUCUGCAGAAGAGGAGCUCUGUGGUUUCGCUGGCUUCAGAUGUGAACGCAACCAGGCCACCAAACUCUUCAACAUCUCAGGCAAUGUGAACACUCCCUGUACCGUGGAGGAGUCCAAGUCUACUCCCCUCAACUUCUUCAUUGAGAAGCACGCUGGUGGUGUAGAGGGGGGUUGGAAUGAUUUCUUAACUGUCAACCCAGGGGGUUCAUCUACUUCUAUGAUCCCUAAAGAGUUCCUCAUUUUACAUCUUUGGUAGAUGGAUGGCUCUUUGCACUUUGACCAAUGAGCUUAUCUGUAUUUCAUCCAUCAAGCACCGGUGAUUUGAUAUUAUCUCCAGCAAUGGACAUGAUUGGAAUAAAACAACCUUACACAACUGAUAA